AUGGGCUCGGCCCCGGCCAACCCCAGAACCCCCGUCACGUUACCGAUGCUCAAAAAGAUGCACAAGCAGGGUAACCCCAUCACCGUCAUCACGGCUCACGACUUCCCCAGCGCCCACGUCGCCGACGCCGCCCAGGUAGACGUCAUCUUGGUUGGUGACAGCCUGGCCAUGGUGGCCCUCGGGAUGACUGAUACGAGCGAAGUCUUGGUUGAGGAGAUGUUGUUGCAUUGUCGGUCGGUAGCACGCGCUACCAAGUCCGCCUUCACGAUCGGCGACCUUCCCAUGGGGUCAUAUGAGAUUGCACCUGCCCAAGCACUUGAAACCGCUAUCCGCUUCAAGAAGGAAGGCCGCAUGCAGGCAGUCAAGUUGGAGGGCGGCAAAGAGAUGGCGCCGGCGAUCGAGAAAAUCGUUAGUGCUGGUAUACCCGUCCUUGGGCACGUCGGCCUGACCCCUCAGCGGCGGGAUAUGCUAGGGGGCUUCCGGGUUCAGGGCAAAACCACAGCCAGCGCGACUAAGAUUCUCGAGGACGCCCUCGCUCUCGAAAAAGCUGGUUGUUUUGCGCUUGUCAUCGAAGCGGUUCCCUCGGAGGUAGCCACGCUUAUUACCAAGAGGUUGUCGAUCCCAACCAUUGGGAUAGGCGCCGGCAACGGUUGCUCCGGACAGGUGCUGGUCCAGGUCGACAUGACGGGCAACUUCCCUCCCGGUAGGCGCAUUCCUAAGUUCGCCAAACAGUACGGUAACGUCUGGGCAGAGAGCUUCCGGGCCAUCGAGACGUAUCGGGACGAGGUGAGAAGUCGACAGUACCCGGCCCCUGAGCAUACCUACGAUAUGCCUCAAAAGGAACUUGAGGGAUUCGCCGAGGUGGCUGAGAGUGUGUGA
Molecule: messenger RNA, 879 nt
Organism: Dichotomopilus funicola
Lineage: Eukaryota; Fungi; Ascomycota; Sordariomycetes; Sordariales; Chaetomiaceae
Product: ketopantoate hydroxymethyltransferase
Exons: 2
Coding region: 1-879 (292 amino acids)
Biological process (GO): pantothenate biosynthetic process
Cellular component (GO): mitochondrion
Molecular function (GO): magnesium ion binding; 3-methyl-2-oxobutanoate hydroxymethyltransferase activity
Source: RefSeq, a predicted model, not a curated record